Messenger RNA from Athene cunicularia (burrowing owl), 942 nucleotides. RefSeq names its product GPN-loop GTPase 1 (gene GPN1). The record is from RefSeq and is a predicted model, not a curated record. NCBI's taxonomy places the organism in Eukaryota, Metazoa, Chordata, Aves, Strigiformes, Strigidae. Gene Ontology annotation, molecular function: GTPase activity. The transcript has 12 exons. Bases 41 to 934 code for a protein of 297 amino acids.
UCCUCUAGAUAUCAGAGACACUGUGAAGUACAAAGAAGUCAUGAAACAAUACGGACUGGGCCCAAAUGGUGGGAUCGUGACCUCUCUCAAUCUCUUUGCUACAAGGUUUGAUCAGGUGAUGAAGUUUAUUGAAAAAAGACAAAAUGCAUCCAAGUAUGUUAUUAUUGACACACCAGGGCAAAUUGAGGUGUUCACCUGGUCAGCGUCAGGAACCAUCAUAACUGAGGCCUUGGCUUCCUCUUUCCCUUCGGUGGUUGUUUAUGUGAUGGACACCUCUCGCAGUACUAACCCUAUCACCUUUAUGUCCAACAUGUUGUAUGCCUGCAGUAUCCUGUACAAGACAAAGCUACCUUUCAUUGUUGUCAUGAACAAAACUGACAUAAUUGACCACAGCUUUGCAGUAGAAUGGAUGCAGGACUUUGAGACUUUCCAGGAUGCCCUGAAUCAGGAGACAUCCUAUGUCAGUAACCUGACUCGUUCUAUGAGUCUAGUGUUGGAUGAAUUUUACAGUUCACUGAAGGUGGUUGGUGUUUCUGCUGUGCUUGGCACAGGACUGGAUGACUUUUUUGUCCAGCUUUCUAAAGCUGUAGAUGAGUAUGAGAGAGAAUAUCGUCCAGAAUAUGAGCGCCUGAGAAAAACACUGGAGAAAGCUCAAAACAAAGAAAAGAGAGAGCAGCUGGAACACUUGUGGAAGGACAUGGGCAGCGUGUGUAUGCAGGGCAACACGCUUGCAGGGCCUGCUGAUGCUUCUGCAAUGAGUCCCUCUGAGCUGAUCCUAACACGAGGAACUCUUGAUGAAGAAGAAGAGAGGGAGAGUGAUACCGAUGACAUUGACCAUGAAGUUACUGAGGAGAGUCAUGAAGAACCAGCCUUCAGAAACUUUAUGCAAGAGACACGGGUGAAAUACCAGAGAAGAAGAAACCCAAAUGAAUGAGUCCUUCA